AUCAGCUUGUGUUUACUGCACAGUAACUGUAACUUCCUGGGAAAAAACGUAUCAACCAGACAGUUAACAAAUUAGCAAACUGUUUGCUCAGGCUAAAUAAACAGUGGGAACUGAGAUAAAAUUGGUGGUGCGGAAUGACUUGUAGAGCAAAAGCUUACUGGAUUUUGAAAUAAGAGGACGUCUCACAGCCUCUGCUUACUGACUCUAUUGGCAAAGAAGACAAGAAGAAUAAAUUCUGCCACUACUUGUCUCUACUGCUAUGGUGAAGUAUUGCCUGUUUCUCUUACUAUUGGCAAAUGCUAAGUAUGGAUGAGAAGAAUCCAUCAGUCUGCUUUUGGACUGAUGGAACAUAUGCAGAAGAGAUAUAUAAUAAUCCUUAAAAACACUGUGUGUGUGUGUGUGUGUGUGUGUGUGUAUGUCCCUCCCCACAAAAGGCACUGUACGUCUAUAGUGAACUGUAUAGAAAACUAAAUUGCAUAGAGCACUGUCCUUGGAACAUCUCACCACUCAGGCAAGUGGCAAAUAUUUUAAGCAGUCAGGAAACGGAACUAUUGCAAUGGAAGGGUUUGCCAGCGGUUUGUUUUUCAAAGCAAAGGUUAAUCUAGACUAAGACAACAGUGAUAGAAUAACAAACAGCAAUCUUAACUUAUAGGGCAAACUCUAGUCUCACCCCCUGCCCCCUGGAUAAAGUGGAAUCUUCUGUAACCAAACAGUCCAGGGCAAACUGUAUGGAAUUUUGGUUCUGAGAAUUGCAGGCUACUAAUAAUAGUAAUUAUUCUUUCAGAUAUCCCUUGUAUUUCUUCUUUCUUUCACAACUAUCACCAGUGAAGCAUCACUUGCCCCUUCAGAUCAAAUAUUUCAGUACAUUGAUGCACAUCAACAUGAAUAUGUACAGGUACAAGCGGGUGUACUAUUUUGGGACAAGCUGGAAAACUAGAGUGAAGGAAUGUUACCUGGAAUGUGGAUUCCAUCCCCCUCAUAAUUUCCUCUUUUCCUCAUAAUUUCCACAGAGACUCAGAGAAUGGGUGGCCAUUGAAAGUGACUCCAGUAACCUUCUGAAGAGGCAAGAUCUGAUUGAAAUGAUACAUUUAGCAGAAGAGAGGAUAAAAUAUUUAGGAGGAACUGUUGAGUUGGCGGAACUGGGUGUACAAGAGGUAAUCUAUUGUGUUUCAGCAUGAAAUCUAUCUUCAUAUAUAAUGAGGAUCACCUUAAGGCAGGCUUAGGCAAACUCCAGAUGUUUUGGGACUACAACUCCCAUCGUCCCUGACCACUGGUCCUGUUAGCUCGGGAUGAUGGGAGUUGUAGUCCCAAAAACAUCUGGAGGGCCAAGUUUGCUUAUGCUUGCCUUAAGGCUACUGUUUAAUGUCUCUAAAGAGCCUUCGUUAAUCUGCCUAAAACAUUCCAGUCUUUCAUGCUAUGUGUUUUGGUCACCCACUCUCCUCCUCCUCCUCCUCCUCCUCCUCCUCCAAUAUUUGCUGAAGUAUAGAAGAUAGAAAUAAAGUCUCUGUCCACUGGAUCACAAUUGAAAAAUAUGAUCUAAAGGAAAGAUAGAAUUGCCAGUAACAUAAGUUACAUAGGAAGCAGCUAUAUAUGUUAUGUACUGAAGUUCUCACCCUGGGCCAGCAGGGGGAUACUGUAGAUAGUUAUGCAAAUAAGGGAUUGAAAGUGACGUUCAGUGAUUGGAUAGUUUUAGAAAGUUGUAACAAUUAUGUGUACUGAAGCUCUAUAUAAGCAGGCUCACUGAGCCCUUCAGCUCAGUUCUGUUCUGGCCUCUGAAUAAAGAAGGGCUGUUUGAAGAAUCGCUGUGUCGUCUGAUAUGUUCACCCACAACUUAACAAUAUAUAUAGAUGGACUAUAACGUGGUCAGGAGGUGAGGGGAUUGGGUAAAAGAGGCAAGUGAUAGCUUCUAGCACUUGUAUAGGAUUGCACUGUUAAUGCAUCGCUUCUGCUUUAGCUGCAUAAUGGAAGUACACCUCGUUUGCCACCAGUCAUUCUGGCAGAACUUAAAAAGGACCCUAAAAAACAUACAGUUUGUUUUUAUGGACAUCUGGAUGUGCAGCCAGCCAGAUUAGAGGAUGGAUGGGCAUCAGAGCCAUACAAUUUGACAGAAAAAGAUGGUGAGCAUUUAUUAUUAUUCAAUGGCAGCAAUACAGUGACAGAAUCUCACUGAAUACCAGUUCUUGGGUGGCAAUAGUGGGAGAAGAUAUUGCUUCAGGCUCUGCUUGUGAAUUUCCAGCAGGCAUCUGAUUGGCCACUGUGGAAACAGGAUGGUGAACCAAAUGGACAUUUUAUCUGGUACAACAGGACUCUUAUGUCACCUCUGAAUUUGUAAAACACUGUACAGUUGAAUAACUGGGUUCUAUCAGCUUCUCUUUAUUUCACUUUUAUUUUCAAGGUAGUCUGUAUGGACGUGGAACCUCAGACGACAAAGGGCAAAUUCUGGCUGUACUGAAUGCAGUAGAAGCACUUCAACAAUAUGUAUAUGAUUUCUUGUUUUUUUUUAACAAGUCUUUCUUAUUUCAUGAAAUCUGCCAUCAAAACAAAACAAACACACUGUUUACUACAUUUUAAACCACUCUCUGACAGGAACUUCCUGUGAAUGUAAAGUUUCUCCUUGAAGCCAUGGAAGAAGUAGGAUCCCCUGGACUAUUGAAACUGGUUGAAGAGAGAAACAGUACGUUUUUUUCAGAUGUCGAUUACAUUGUGAUCACUGAUUCCUCAUGGAUCAGCAACAAACCAAGUAUUACAUAUGGAACAAGGGGAAACAGCUACUUCUUAAUUGAGGUAUUUGGGGCUCUUUAAUAUUGUUACAACUAGUAGAAUGAGUGUGGUAUAAUGGUUGGACUAUGCCCCAGGAGACUAGGGUUCUAAUCCAACGCAGCCAUGAAGCCCAGCUUAAUUUACCUCACAGGGUUGUUAGAAUAAAAUAGAGGUGAGGAGAACAAUGGUCCACCUUGAGCUACUUGGAGGAAAGUUGGGAUCUAAUAAUAAUGCUAAUUUUACAGACACAUCUUAUCAUUCAUUUUAUUAUCAUUUCCUGUAAAGUUUCUAACGAAUAAGCUGCUAAGCGAGGAUUACAAUUUUUAAUUGAUGCAUGUCUGAGAGGGAUGAGCCCACAAACGUGAAGCUUGUGCCUGUUCAUUUUCCUGAUGCAAAAUCUUGGUAUGGCAUGGCAUGCUAAUACACCCUCUGAUUCCUUUAUCUACUUUUUUCUAGGUUGAAUGUGCUAAAAAAGACUUGCAUUCAGGGACCUUUGGAGGUAUAGUUCCUGAAGCAACCAGUGACUUAAUAUAUCUGUUGAGUAAGUAGACUUUCUACUAGUGAACAACUAGCUCACACCUUCUAGGCUGCUUCAAAGCUUGACUACUGAGAUUUCAGCAUUGGUAACCUCAAGACUGGAUUACCACAAUGCGCUCUGUGUGGGGCUUCCCUUGGGCACCUUCACAGCUGCAGCUAGUGCAAAAUGCAGGGCUUAAUUGUUGACUGAGGAACCCUCUCAGCGUCAUAUAACACCUCUGCUGAAGAAACUGCGGUGGCUGCCAAUAUGUGCAGUUCAGGGUCUUGCUUUUAGCCUUAAAGCCGUAAACAACUUGGGACCUGCCGGGCAACUGUGCUCCUCAGAUGGGGCACUGCUGAGAGUACCAUAAGCCCCAGAGGUGUGUUUAGCCUAUGCUAGAAACUGAACUUUUAGUGCUGGAACUCUAGCUCUCUAGAAUAAAUUACCAGCCAAAACUAGACAGGUGCCUAGUGUGAUGAUGUUUGAAGGCAUUUUUCUUUAUGAAGGGUUUCCUUGAGGUGCCACCCAGUCAUAUAUGGAAGAUCAACUUUAUAUUUAAUGAAAUUGUUUCAUUGCUAUCAUCAUCAUCAUCAUCAUCAUCAUCAUCACCAUUUUACCCCACCCCAGCACUCUGGGCAGCUUCUAAGACAUAUAAAAACAUAAUAAAACAUUACACAUUAAAUAGCUUCCUGAUAAAGGGCUGCCUGCCUUUAGAUGUCUUCAAAAAGUUACAUAGUUACUCAUCUCCUUGACAUCUGAUGGGAGGGCUAAACGAAAGCUAAACGAUGAGUACUGGUCUGGACAAGAUGCUAAACCAAGCAUGUCAAAAAGUUAUAUAGUUACUAAUUUCCUUGACAUCUGAUGGGAGGGCAUUUCACAGUCAGGAGAAAGCUAAAUAAUGAGUACUGGUCUGGACAACAUGCUAAGCCAAGCCAUAGCUUAGCUUAGCACACGACAGCAACCAAAUGUUCAGGGCAGAGCAAUGUGGUCACAGUCUCCUGUCUGGAGUUUUCAUGCUUGCAAGUCCAUGGUUUUGCUUAGCUUGAUGUGCAAAUCAGUUAGGACCAUCCCAUCUGAAAUAUACUCAGAGUCAAGUGUGGAUUUCAUGCUCUUUAUUCAGCUCAUAGUAGUGAGGAAAACCAGUUCCCCCGAAAUGUCUGCUUUAUAUACAUUAUUUACACAAUGGGCCCCACGAGAUUGGCUAAUUCCGGGAUUCUCCUGUAGGCCAACCAGGUUGCAGAUUCACUUCCACCUGGAGUUGGAUUGGGUGGCUCCUGCAGACCAAUCAGACUGCUGCAUUCUAGAUCCUAUUGUUCUGGGACCAAUCAGACUGCUGCAUUCUAGAUCCUAUUGUUCUGGGACCAAUCAGACUGCUGCAUUUUGAAUUGUAUUCAACUCAGUACAUAACAGCAUCCAUGAGGCAGAAGAAUCCAAGGGGCGCCUCCUUGGGCACCCCCCCUCCCAAAGUGAGAAGUAGCUACAGUGGCUUCAGGCUUCCAGUGAGAUCUCACAAAAGCCCUGUGAGAUCUCACAGUGGCCUCCACGUGAUUUCACUGCGCUCUCACAAGAUCUUGCUGGAAGCUUCAGCUGGUAACCCUAGUAAGCAAGACUUUGGUGAGGGCAGCAAGCUGCUCCUGAAAUAAGACUAUUACGUCUAUAUUACAGGGAGGUAGCCAUGUUGGUCUGCCGUAGUCAAAACAAACAAACAAAUUCCUUCCAGUAGCACCUUAGAGACCAACUAAGUUUGCUAUUGGUAUGAGCUUUCGUGUGCAUGCACACUUGUGCUCACACAAAAGCUCAUACCAAUAGCAAACUUAGUUGGUCUCUAAGGUGUUACUGGAAGGAAUUUUUAUUUUAUUUUAUUACGUCUAUAGACAUUCUAAUGAACAUUCAUAGGUUGGGGUCAGAGCUUGCCACAUGUAUGCUAUUAUUCCCACUACCUCCUCCCAUUUAUCUUAUUCUUAUUUAGCCAUCAUCUUACUCUGGGGAUCUGGUUUUAUAGCUUUAUCUAUAUAUUAAAGGUCCUUACCUGUUGUGCAUGUUCUAUGAUGCCAAAGAAGCAUAGCUUUUCAUAGAGAUUCUUAGAGAACAGCAAAACUUAGCAUUUUCUGUAAGUUUAUCAUGUAACAUGUUUUGUUUAAAAAUAAACAGAAAUUAGGAGAAAUAUUCAAUAAACUUUAAAAAAAUUAAAGGACUAUUUUGAGGCUUGCCUUCUGUAUUCCCUAGUUUUAAAGUAAGCAGUUUUAAUUGAUGUUUAAUUUGAUUCUGUCCAUUAAAAAAACAAAAGUAACUGCAAGUUCUGUUAUUUCUGUAGUUCCUCUUCAGAACUUGUACAUUUGUUUUCAGGUACCCUUGUCGAUUCUUCUGGUCAUAUACUGAUACCUGGGAUUUAUGAUGCAGUUGCUCCUCUUACGGAAAAAGAAAAGAAACUCUAUGAAAAAAUUGAAUGGGAUUUCAAGAAGCUGAAGGACACAUUUGGCAUAAGAAACUUCACAUACAACACUAAAGUAUAUGCCAUAUUGAUUUUGUAUUGAAUUCUAAGCUGGGCUUUUGGUAGCUGGUUUCACAAUUUUCAGUUAGGAUGGGGCAAAUUGUGGGAAUUCCUUUAUAGUUGAUGUAGAAGCAUGGUCAAAUCUGGGUCUGCUCUACCAUUAGGCAGUCUGGGAUGGCUACUACAGGCAGCUGAUUUUGGGUGUAAUGAAAGGGCAGCAUUUCCCUUUUUGCAGAAAUAUGCUGGUAAAAUAUGUAUACAAGUCACUAGACCAUUUUCUUAGCCUGUAUUAAUGAAUUCCACCUUGUGUGGAAUUGUCAGUCUGAUUGGGGGUUCUAGAGUAACCCCAAGUCUAGUAUCAUGAGAUAGAAAAGUCAGUCAACCACUCUCUCCAUGAUUAGUCUGAAUUAGUUCUGCAGUCAGGAAUAUUAGGAUUUUUGGUCCAAAGUCUAGCACCCCACUCAGUAGAAUGAGUGAGGGUGGGGGGAUGACAAACAUACCAGGUAGCUUACCACAUUUUGAAAAAAGUGACACAACACACAUUACCAUUUAUAGUAAGGAGGGGUGCCAUAAGACCACAUAUUCCAGGCUCAAAAAAUGAUUCAGUUUUCAGAAUCUAGUUUUCAUGUUUUAUUAGUUUGCAGGUCACUUUGGAUCACAUUUCAUGAAAAAGCAACUAAAAAUGCAAACGAUAAUAAUGAUAUAAAUAACCCAUUUGUCUGUGUAAAAUAAUAGGAAUGGUGAGCAAACUACAACUUAUUGUUUAAGACUUUAUAUAUUGCUUUAAAAGUUGCUUUUUUUGUUUAGGAAGAAUUAUUAAUGCGGAAGUCACGCUAUCCAUCUUUGUCCAUCCAUGGAAUUGAAGGAGCUUUCUCUGCACCUGGAACUAAGACUGUAAUCCCUGCAAGAGUAAUUGGGAAAUUUUCAAUACGCCUGGUUCCCCAUAUGGAUCGCUCUGUAGUAACAAAACAGGUAGAGUUCUGGGUUGUGUGUCUUUAAAAUCUCUCUAUUCUAUUGUGGUAAACAGUGCUAAUCAUUUGCUUUCCUCAGUUGAUGUGAUGUUUCUAGCAACCUAGCCUAAAAUAGGCCUACUCAGAAGUAGGUCCCCACUGUAUUCAAUAGGGCUUAUUCCCAGGUAGGUGUAUACAAGAUUGUUGCCAUGCAAUGGAAUACAAUGUAUGUUCACUCAAUAAUCCCUACUGAGUUCUAUAGGACUUCUUAUCAAAUAGGUGUGUAAAGGAUUGUAGCCUAAGACUGCAACUCAAGUAUGCUUACUUCACAUGAAUUAAACUGAGGCUUACUUCUGGAUAACAUGCAAGGCAUUGCUAGUGAAUUAACUCAAAAUGAAGUUGAUAAUAUAUUUAAGGUACUGGCCUGAAUCACAGAGAAUGGGAAUUUGAAUAAUGACCAGCACAUUGAAGUACCAAAAGAUAAUCAUCAGCACAUUGAUCAGCCUUUAUUCAAAGCUCAAAGUGUGCUAGACCAUGAAUACUGCAGGUCAUUAUCCCACAAUGCAUCUUCAUAAGCAGAUAAUUAAUAUAUUAUUGUGUUAUUAUGACAGAUUUAAUUUUCACCAGGAGCAAACUAGAAUAAACUUUCACUAUUAUUCUCUUGAGGUAAUGGAUCAUUUGAACAAGAAAUUUGCUGAACGGAACAGCCCUAAUCAUAUUGAAAUAACCAAUGUGCAAGCAUCAAAGCCGUGGCUUUCUGAUACAGAUGAACCUCUGUAUUUGGCUGGAAGAAAGGCAAUAGAGAAAGGUCUGGUCACUUCACUGCAACAAAUUACAACACUUUGGGGCUAUUGUGAUUAUUAUGAAGCACCCAGCAUACUGAAAAGCAGUGUAGAAAACUUAAUAGCAAUGGCUGCUAUUAUAGGACAAUGAAAACACGAACCACACGCCUUCUGAAUAGUUUCUAUCCAAGAGCUCUGAUUGCACUAAAUAAUGAUCUCAGGGCCAGUUGCAAGGAAUAGCAAGCAGGGAGUAGGAAGGAAUGAGACAGGUUUUUAGGUUAUGUUAUGCUUUUAAUAGGUUAUGUUACAUUCUGGAGUAUGAUAUGUUUUUAUAGAUUAUGUCUGAAUAGGAUGAGAGUGUUGGAGAUACGUGCAAAUGUGUAUGUGAACCCGGUCUUCGAGUGGGUGUUUGAUUUUCGUUGUUGUGUAUACUGUGUAUAUACGGACAAUGACAAUAAAUUUAUCUAAUCUAAUCUAAUCUAAUCUAAUCUAAUCUGCAUCAUUACAAAAAAUCCAAAGUAAUCUACACAUGCAUCUAAUAAUAAAGCUGCAAUGUUAUAUGAAUGUGUAUGUAAUUCACACAGUAUUCUGAAGGAGAAUUUUGGCCUUGGAAGAGGCUCGUUUUGUGAAAACUUAUUUUAAAGCACAGUCAUGGGACGUAUUAAGACAGAACUGUUUUGCUGCAGGAGAUUUAAAACAGUUGUUUUUCUGGAUUUUGUCAGUUACAGACAGGAUCACAACUUUAAGUUUAGAAGUAGUUAACUUUUAACUCAAGAUUGCAACAAAGACAAAUGUGUCUGUUCUGGGACUUAGUUGGAUAAAAUGUUAAGUAACCAGUCUAUGAAAAUUAAGUUUUCUUUUAUUCCUAUUUCUUAGUAUUCCACACUGAGGCUGACUUGACCCGAAUAGGUGGAACAAUUCCAAUUGUUUCACAUUUCCAAGACGUAACUGGAAAGAGUAUAAUGCUUCUAGGAAUAGGAGGACCAGAUGAUGCCCCUCAUGGUCAAAAUGAAAAGAUCAACAGGUAAUCUGUAGGCCUUUAAAACACAGUAGUACCUCUGGUUAAAUACGCUUCAAGUUACAGACUCCGCUAACCCAGAAAUAGUACCUUGGGUUAAGAACUUUGCUUCAGGAUGAGAACAGAAAUCGUGCAGCGGCGGCGCAGCAGCGGCGGGAGGCCCCAUUAGCUAAAGUGGUGCUUCAGGUUAAGAACAGUUUCAGGUUAAGAACGUACCUCCGGAACUUAAUUCCGGAACGAAUUAAGUACGUAACCAGAGGUACCACUGCAAUGAAGUUUUUUACUAGUGCGGAAAGUGCUACGGUAAGUGAAUUUUAAGCAUAAUCUCUGGAGAGAAGACAACUUUGGGACUUCUGUUUUGUGUGCAACAUAAACCACCUAGAAGCUUCUUGAAGAUGGAAAAACUAAACAUACAGCAUUUGAAAUACUGAUGUAAAUGAAGUAGAAAAAGCGUGAAUAAUAAAACCAGAUGUAGUAUUGGCCAUAAUUAUGAUGCUUACCCAUUAACGUAGUCAUACAUUUUUGCCAAGUUGUAAUUUAGACUCUCAUAUUCCAUCUGCGCUAUAUCUGCUUUUGCAUGCCCACUAUUAAUCUUGUUUUCUUUUUAAAUGUAGGUACAACUUCAUUGAGGGAACCAAACUAUAUGCAGCCUUCCUUCAAGAACUUGCUUCUACCUAGAGAAGAUGGGAUGAUGAUAAAAACCCUCUAAAGCACAGCUGCAUACUUCCUUUUUUGAAAUGUUCUUAAAGGAACACAUGUACACAAAUAUAUUUAGUAAUUUAAACGUGAUAAAAUCAAUAAAUACUUGUGUGGAAAAAAGAGAAGAUUCCCCCCUGCAAUAAAAUAUUUUAUUUUAUUUUUACAUUUGGAGGUCCCAUUCCUCCUUUCUUUAUGUGUCUGUACAGAACUUUCUUGCUUCCUUAAGAACUCUGGACUCUCAGAAAGGAAAAGGAAUAAAUACUGCCACCUGGGUUUUCUAAAUUUAAGAUGACCCUCUUACUAUGUUUUUUGUAAAAGAUGUGCUACCCACAAAUGACACAUCACAUUCCUAAAUGCUUUUAAGUCUGUUCAAAGGUAUGGUUGCACCCUGUGUGACUGAACUAUUGUAUAACUAUUCAUGUGCACUAUACACCCUCUGCUGGCUGCACACUUCUUUGCAGCAUCUUUUUCUUAAAUGUGGUAACUGCAUACAUGGGGAUCUCAAGUGCUUACCCAUGUAGGCACAGACAGGAUCAA
Podarcis lilfordi (Lilford's wall lizard) is the source of this 9754-nucleotide messenger RNA. The record is from the annotation of a GenBank genome assembly. Lineage: Eukaryota; Metazoa; Chordata; Lepidosauria; Squamata; Lacertidae.